UUCCACGCACAAACACUUCCAAAAUGGAGCUCUCUUCGGCCCGCGAUGCGGCCUCGUGGGGUGAUCUCCUCUGUGAGGAAGACGCCGAUGAGCUCGACGAGCUGUCUAUGGGGUUUCCAGGCGCCGGCGAGGCCUUUGAGUUUCCGGAUGAGUCGGAUGAAUCGAUUUCUGUGUUCGUGGAGGGGGAGGCGGAGCACUCGCCGGCGGUGGAUUAUCCGGCAAGGCUCCGGUCGAGGUCGAUCGAUUCCGCUGCCCGGGAAGUUGCUGUGGGAUGGAUUCUUCAGGUGCAUGCGUACUACCAUUUCCAGCCCUUGACGGCGUAUCUCGCCGUUAACUACAUGGACCGGUUCCUAUCCGCUCACCGUUUGCCGCAAGCCAAUGGAUGGCCUUUGCAGCUUUUGUCAGUUGCCAGUUUGUCUCUUGCUGCAAAAAUGGAGGAAACCUUUGUACCUUCUCUGCUUGACUUGCAGGUUGAGGGAGCUAGAUUCAUCUUUGAGCCUCGAACUAUCUGCAAGAUGGAGCUCCUUGUUCUCACUGCUCUGAAAUGGAGGCUUCGGUCUGUGACGCCAUUUAAUUUCAUUGAUUUUUUUGCCAGCAAGGUAGAUCCAAGUGGGGUGUAUAGAAGAUAUUUGGUUUCUAGUGCUGCACAGAUAAUUUUAUCAGCAAUAAAUGAUAUUGAUUUUCUGGACCAUUGUCCAUCAUCAAUUGCUGUGGCUAUCAUCAUGUGUGCUGUUGAUGAGGCUCCUGAUCUGGCUUUCAUUGACCCCAGACAAGCGGUCAAUUGGUGCAGUGGACUUACUAAGGAAGGCAUUACAGACUGCUAUAGACUCAUGCAGCAAAUUGUUAUAAAAGGAAUGAAGGGAAGAUCUGCUUUCAUUCUGCCUCAUCUAAGAGUGAAAACUCUCAUUAAUCUGAGCUCUGAGACCACAUCGUCUCCUUACUUCUCUCUCCCACCCAACAAGAAGAGAAAGCUGAGCAAAAACUGCUUAUGGGUGAGAGAAGACAAGGAAGCAACACAUGAACCUGAAUGAUAUGGAUGUUGAUGUGGCCAUGAUCGAAGAAGAUAAAAGCUUACUAUAUAAGAGGUAGGCUUGUGUAUUAAUUGCUUCAUAGAAUUUGCGGAUUCCUCAUUAUUUUUCUAGAGGAGUUUGGUGAAGUAGAUUAGAAUAUAGGAUUUGUGCAUGGGAAGAGUCGGGUCUAGUGGAUGAUUGAUUUUAUUUCAUUUUUUUAUGCCUUUACUUCUCCAUAUUUGGUUCUAUUAGUUUAUGUCAAUAUGUAUAUUUGAAUGGCUUCUUGAUUCCCAAAGGAGGGGGACCUUGCCAUUCUUUAUGUUUGUUGGAAGUUGAGGGAAGAUUGUUUGACAUUAAAAUCUAGGAGCAUUGAUGACUGAACGAAAGAUGAGCAAUGGUGGGUCUUCUUUAGGCCAUUGAAGGAAGAAGAGGCAAUCAAUUUGGGUUGGUAGAAGGCAGCUUUUAAAUUUUUUUGGUCGUUUGGUCAAGCUUCUAGCUUUUCAACCUCCUCUCUCUUAUUCAAAUAUUGUACUAUUAUUUCUUUUAUUUUAUCUUCCUUAAGUGGUGUGGUGACACAUGUGAUGCAUUAUAUGCUUUCAUGUGUGAAUAGAUGGGGACAGUCACCCCAAAAUCUGGGCAUAUUUGCCUAACCUUCGGCCUAAACUCUUCCUUAACAGAAGACUUUGGAGUCUUUCUGUGUAUUUGUAUCAUUUGAUUUCAAUCAAUAAAGAAAUAUAGUUUGGAGUA
This is a messenger RNA of Dendrobium catenatum, 1757 nucleotides long. RefSeq names its product cyclin-D2-1. Gene Ontology annotation, molecular function: cyclin-dependent protein serine/threonine kinase regulator activity. The coding region runs from base 24 to 1031 and encodes 335 amino acids. Gene Ontology annotation, biological process: mitotic cell cycle phase transition; regulation of cyclin-dependent protein serine/threonine kinase activity. NCBI's taxonomy places the organism in Eukaryota, Viridiplantae, Streptophyta, Magnoliopsida, Asparagales, Orchidaceae. The transcript is spliced from 6 exons. Gene Ontology annotation, cellular component: nucleus; cyclin-dependent protein kinase holoenzyme complex; cytoplasm. The record is from RefSeq and is a predicted model, not a curated record.